CCGCUCAAUGUACUCGUUACGUUCGAGGGGAAUAUCGCAAAUAAAACAUUCUCCCACUCGAUGCGUUUUCGCGAUUAACAAGUUGGCAAGGUUAGAAACAAUGGGACCUGUUACUUACACCUAACCGACCGAGUGGAGUGUGGGAACGACUCGGUGAUAUUACGUUUAAGUGUAGGACGACUCAUCGGGAAUAAACUGUACACGUAGUCCGUGACAAAGCGAACGGACGGUUGGCUGACUACAAAAUCAUACCGCGAAAGAACCGAGUGCAUGUCACUUGCACCAGUCACCCACGAGAAAGGGACGGAACAAGUGUCGAGGAAAUAUGGCGGCGCAUUGGAACGUGCCACAGUGAUGCAGCGUACGCGUAGCGAAAUUCUCUACUUCGACUGACCAAAGAGACAGUGGCCUCGCUCGCUAAACAUCCGUCUGGCCAAAUGACAUGGGAAUUUGUAAUCGAAGGCACUUUCUGCUGACAAUAUGCAUCUUACAACUUAUCACUACUGUAGAGCGCCAAGUUUUCGAUUUUCUGGGCUUUAUGUGGGCCCCGAUACUGGUCAACUUCUUCAACAUUAUAUUUGUAAUCCUAGGGUUUUUUGGGGCCUUUCAAUAUAGACCUAAAUAUAUCAUAUCGUACUGUGUAUGGAACACACUGUGGUUGGGAUGGAACAUUUUUAUGAUAUGCUUUUACCUGAAUGUGGGUAUAUUGGACAAAAAUAGUGAUAUUUUAAACCUUGGUACUGGUAGCUUUUCAUGGUGGCACGUCAAUGGACCAGGCUGUAAAGCUAUCUAUGAUGUUACCGAGCCAGAAUUGUUCAGACCAGCAAGACCCGCGAAUGUAACAGACUGUGUUCUGGACUAUGAAGUAGUUGAAAUUUUACAUGCAUCUACACAGUGCAUCUUAGGUUUUAUUGCAAUUGUGGGUGGUAUUUGUCUAAGUAAAGUUUUUCUGGAGGAAGAUGAUAGUUUUGACUUUGUGGGAGGUGAUGACUUUGGGUUGGCAGGCCACACGCCGUUGCAUCCUAUGUACGUUAGCUACUCGGCUCUUCCAUCACCUGCCCACCCUCAAAAAAAUUCCGCUCAAAAUUACCCCGCAGGCACAGCUAGCUCUCAUCAAUCAGUUUGUCACGAUAACAACAGCUUCUCAAAGAAUACCGACAAAUUGUUCAAUAGCUCGGUACGAAGUAAGAACAGUUUCAAAAACGACACGAUAAGAACGAAUCGAAGCAACCAGUCGAAUCGCGAUCUGAAGCAGGUUGAUUAUCCGAACGAUUAUUCGAAUCCUCUGGACCAUUUGCAAAGACCGGUAUCCCCGUACGACGAGUACGAUUCGUUGGACAGUGCUGCUAAAUUGAGAUAUCAAAAGAGCAAAAUGUAUUAUCCUCAGUCGUCGUCAUCGUCUAGGUACAGUCCGGUCGCAUCGCCGCGGAUCAAAUCACGGCCUGGUGCUAAGCAAAGCAAAGCCUCGAACAAGCCCAGGGUGUUCACCGAUCAUGUCCGCGAACAACCGUUGAGAUCGUUUUACUCGGAUCCCAGAUUGGCAAACGAGAAUCAACAGAACACGAACGAACAAGAGAUACAGAACAGGGCUAAACGUGAUAGUAGACCUCUAUCCUUGUACGCCAGUAAUUUUUAAACGUAUACUGUGUCCCCCUUAUUUCCUUUGCGUAGGACUUUUGUAUACGACAUUUCUUUCAUUAUUUUCUAGUGAAAACAUGAAAAAAGAAAAAAAAAAAAACGAAUUAUACAUACGACUGAGAAUUGGUUACACCUGCGUACUUAACAAGUGUAACGUUUAAUUCCUAUACUUGCCAAAUAGAUAGAACAAUUAGAGUAGCUAGCAUAGGGUGCCUACAAAUGAUUUCGACCCACUUUUUUCUUUAUUCUUGUAACAUCACACACGCGAUAAUGCCUAUUCGUUUGCCUAUUUGUUUUAAUUAGAAAGCGUUGACUGACGGUGGAUCGAAUUGUGUGUUCAUUAGCACUAUUAAUUAAUUUUCUUUUGCUUUCGUGUUCAUAUUGAUAUACACUUUUCGAUGUUAGAGAUGAUCGAGCAUAUUAUUAUUAUAUAGAAAUGUUCAUUUUAAAUGUUAGAUUACAUACAUGAUCCACUGUGAUACGUAUAGAAAUAUGGAUCAUGUUUGUUUAAUGAAACUAAUUGAAGGUUUUUAAUAUACAAAAAUAGCAUGAAUAAAAUAAUUGUUAUUUGUGAACGUAGAAAAACGUCGUAGAGUGUCGUACAAUUUUACAACUAUUUUAUGUCGAUUUCUUUGGUCUGGCUUACAAAAUGUCACUUGAUAUCAUUUUUUUUUUUACGCUAUUAUCUUUUUUUUUUUAAUUAUCGAUGGUAAGAAAAAGAAAAAUUCGUAAGGUGCUGCGAGAACUUUGGAUUUUAAGAGUCUGAGCAUUCGGUAGUGCAUGCUAGUACUUGUUUCUAUUUUUUUUUUUCUGUGUAAGUUUAAGGUUUAUUUUACACCCCUCUUCGAGCAACGAAUAUACGCGUGCAAUUGAAAGACCGUAAGAUUUCUCUAGGAUUUUUGUUAACUUUCGACAUUCCACGUGACGAAAAUGAGAAAUCUGAAGUGACGAUAAUUGAAUUAAUUAAACGAGUAGUCGUUUGUUUCUUGAUAGACUGCAUACAUUAGUGAUUAUAGAUGAAUGGCUAACGAAAUUAGAAGUAAAAAAGUUAAUCGAGUGUGAUGAGUAAAAUAUGUUAAAAUCAAUCAGCCAUAACUUGAAGAAGAGUUAAUUAACAAGUUGACUUCCACGAGAAUCCCAAGCUUCGAAUCUAAUAUAAUCGAAUACUGAAAAUUGAAGAAAAUUUUUAAUAACAAAAUUGGAUUAAAUUGAAAAAUGAGGUUCUUAUAAUUUUUGUUAAAGUACGUCGUGGCAGUCAGAGCGUUAAUUAAGUAGCCAACAAUGCGUACGAUGAUUGAUCGAUGAAUAUUUCAUACGAUCCAAUAAUAGUCAAUAAUUACAGUAUGCAACGCAAGCUGAAACAGGCUUCGAAUUUCUCAAAGCUACGGUAAUCAAUCGAAACUGUUGAUUGUUUAAUGUUUUACAAUGUGAAAUGACGUCAUUGGUAUUAUAAAAGAAUUACCAAUAGAAUAGAUCCUUAUAUUAUUGGACAUUUUUUCAUCACACUUGAUUGUACCAUCUAUUGUUAGCCUUGUUCGCGACUUACGACACAGAACCUGUGCAUUAUUUAAGAUAUUUUUCUAUUAUCUUUUCAUUUUGCGUUAAGUAGUCUUAAUCAACACAUUAUUACUUAUUAGAUAACCUGGUGAAAUAUUUGUUGCAAUAUUUGUUUAGGAUAUGUCACGGUUCGUUACUUAUUACAUUAGGUUGUUGCAUAUCAAACGAAAUAUAUUCUAACGAAACUUCAUGACAUAAAAGUAUUCUAAAAUUACACAUACGAUACACCAUUUUAAAGCUUGAAGUUUAGAGAAAAUAAUUAUAUAAAUGUUUCAUGAAUAUUUUUAAUACAAAAUGAUUGGUUGCCAGUCAAAGCAAACAACGACAGAUUUCGAAAGAUAAAAGUUCAGCUAUAAAUUCAUGACAUAAAAGUAUUAUAAAAUAACACUUAUUAUACAUCAUUUUAAAGCUUGAAGUUUAGAGAAAAUAACUAUAUAAAUGUUUCAUGAAUAUUUUUAAUACAAAAUGAUUGGUUGCCAGUCAAAGCAAACAACGACAGAUUUCGAAAGAUAAAAGUUCAGAUAUAAAUUCAUGACAUAAAAGUAUUAUAAAAUAACACUUAUUAUACGUCAAAUUAAAGCUUAAAGUUUCAAGAAAAUGACUGCAUAAACUAUCGAUUAGUAUUCCUAACGCAAAAUGGUUGAUUUCCGGUUACAGUACCGAAUGGACCAAAGAUCCUUUCCAAAUUUCAUUUACGGUUAGAAUAUUCCACAAGGAUCACUGAUAAUUUUCUAUAAAAUUUAAUUAUUUAUCAAAAUUCUAAUUUUCUGAGUCACUUCAUUUGCAACAACCUGGUACUUGACUUGAUAGAAUCGCGAAGGUUUGCUCACUUGAACGACCACGUUUAUUAUUGUACAUAAAUGUAGUUGCGUUCGUGCGUGUGUUUCACGUGAUUUAUUUAUAAAAAAAGAAAAAAAAGAGAGAAACGAACGUAGUUUCAUUGUAUUCACCGUAGAGGAUUUAAUCGGAGGAAACACUUAGCAAUUACGCGUUCAAUCAACGAGUCACUUCAGAUUCGUCCGAAUGUGUAUGUAGUACAAUCCUCUCCCUUUUUCUUUAAUUUUUUUUUUUUUUAAGUCUCGUUCGAGCUUGUACAGUAGUGUAGUUCGUUAAGGGCGCGUAGACCUUAGUUUUAUAUAUUUAUUUUUACUGUAUCGUAUGAUUUACCUUGGUGCAGUUCAUUGGCGACAAUAAACGUGCAAUGCCUACUA
Molecule: messenger RNA, 4406 nt
Organism: Osmia bicornis bicornis
Lineage: Eukaryota; Metazoa; Arthropoda; Insecta; Hymenoptera; Megachilidae
Gene: NKAIN
Product: sodium/potassium-transporting ATPase subunit beta-1-interacting protein
Exons: 6
Coding region: 443-1636 (397 amino acids)
Biological process (GO): regulation of sodium ion transport
Source: RefSeq, a predicted model, not a curated record